GGGAGGGGGGGGUGGGGGCUUUUUAUUUUUUCUUUUUUUUCUUAUUUUUUUUUCUUCUUUUUUUUUUUUUUAAGGGCGGCUUUCCCUAUUUUAAAUUUUUUUUUUUAAUUUUUAAUUUUUUUCCUGCCCCUCCCGGCCUCCUCCGCGAAGAGGGAGGUGUGCUCGGGCUCCUUGUGCUGCGGGAGAGGGUCUAUGGUGAUAGCACGGGGGUGGUGAGGGCUGAGGAGGGGUCUCGCCGCCGCCCCCGCCGCCGCUGAGGAGGAGGAGAGGGAGGAGGAAGAGGCGAGGCACGGCACCAUUUGCUGCUCCGUGCCCCAGCCAUGGAGAACGCGCACACAAAGACUGUGGAGGAAGUUUUGGCUUAUUUCGGCGUCAACGAGAGCACCGGGCUCAGCCUCGAGCAAGUGAAGAAGCUGAAGGAGAAAUGGGGCUCCAACGAGCUGCCGGCAGAGGAAGGAAAAACCUUACUCGAGCUUGUGAUUGAACAAUUUGAAGACUUACUAGUUAGAAUUUUGUUGCUGGCCGCUUGCAUAUCUUUUGUCCUGGCCUGGUUUGAAGAAGGUGAAGAAACAAUCACAGCAUUUGUAGAGCCUUUUGUAAUCUUACUUAUAUUAGUAGCCAAUGCAAUUGUGGGAGUGUGGCAGGAAAGAAAUGCUGAAAAUGCUAUUGAAGCUCUUAAAGAAUACGAACCAGAGAUGGGCAAAGUGUAUCGACAGGACCGAAAAAGUGUCCAGAGGAUUAAAGCAAGAGACAUUGUCCCAGGUGAUAUCGUGGAAGUGGCAGUUGGCGACAAGGUUCCUGCUGAUAUAAGAAUUACUUCUAUCAAAUCUACAACUCUAAGGGUAGACCAGUCAAUUCUCACAGGUGAAUCCGUGUCUGUUAUUAAGCACACGGACCCUGUGCCUGAUCCUCGUGCUGUAAAUCAGGACAAGAAGAACAUGCUCUUUUCUGGUACAAACAUUGCUGCUGGUAAGGCCAUGGGGGUGGUCAUUGCAACAGGGGUCAACACUGAAAUCGGGAAAAUCCGUGACGAGAUGGUGGCGACCGAGCAGGAGAGAACCCCCCUGCAGCAGAAGCUGGAUGAGUUUGGGGAGCAGCUGUCCAAAGUCAUCUCCCUGAUCUGCAUCGCCGUGUGGAUCAUCAACAUCGGCCACUUCAACGACCCCGUGCACGGCGGCUCCUGGAUCCGUGGUGCCAUCUACUACUUCAAAAUCGCCGUGGCCUUGGCCGUGGCCGCCAUCCCCGAGGGCCUGCCCGCUGUCAUCACCACCUGCCUGGCGCUGGGGACACGCAGGAUGGCCAAGAAGAACGCCAUUGUGAGGAGCCUCCCCUCCGUGGAGACCCUGGGCUGCACCUCGGUGAUUUGUUCCGACAAGACGGGGACGCUGACCACAAACCAGAUGUCCGUGUGCAGGAUGUUUAUCCUGGACAGAGUAGAAGGAGACAGCUGCUCUCUGAAUGAAUUUACUGUAACUGGUUCAACAUAUGCUCCCAUGGGAGAAGUGCAUAAAGAUGACAAACUCAUUAAAUGUAGCCAGUAUGAUGGUCUUGUGGAACUUGCAACAAUCUGUGCACUCUGCAAUGAUUCCUCUUUGGAUUACAAUGAAGCUAAAGGAGUUUAUGAAAAGGUUGGUGAAGCCACAGAGACGGCGCUUACGUGUCUGGUUGAGAAGAUGAACGUGUUUGACACAGACCUGAAGGGAUUUUCUAGAAUCGAACGUGCGAACGCCUGCAACUCGGUGAUAAAACAACUCAUGAAGAAAGAAUUCACUCUGGAAUUCUCAAGAGACAGGAAGUCAAUGUCUGUCUAUUGUACUCCGAACAAACCGAGCCGCACGUCCAUGAGCAAGAUGUUUGUUAAGGGUGCUCCUGAAGGUGUGAUUGACAGAUGUACACAUGUCCGUGUUGGAAAUGCUAAAAUACCUUUAACCCCGGGAAUUAAGCAGAAGAUAAUGUCUGUCAUUAGAGAAUGGGGAACUGGCAGAGACACAUUGCGUUGCUUGGCUCUGGCAACCCAUGACAACCCUCCCAAAAAAGAGGAAAUGAAUCUGGAGGACUCCUCAAAUUUCAUUAACUAUGAGACCAACCUGACAUUUGUGGGCUGCGUGGGAAUGCUGGAUCCCCCAAGGAUUGAAGUAGCUUCAUCCAUAAAGCUGUGCAAACAGGCUGGCAUCAGAGUUAUUAUGAUCACUGGUGACAACAAGGGCACGGCUGUGGCCAUUUGUCGCCGCAUUGGGAUCUUUGUGGAGGAUGAGGAUGUGUCCACCAAAGCCUUCACGGGCCGGGAGUUUGAUGAGCUGUCCCUGGCUGCACAGAGGGAUGCCUGUCACCACGCCCGCUGCUUUGCCCGCGUGGAGCCUUCCCACAAAUCCAAAAUCGUGGAGUUCCUUCAGUCUUUCGAUGAGAUCACAGCCAUGACUGGCGAUGGUGUCAAUGAUGCCCCUGCACUGAAGAAAGCAGAAAUUGGAAUUGCCAUGGGUUCUGGUACUGCAGUGGCCAAAACUGCUUCUGAAAUGGUUUUAGCAGAUGACAAUUUCUCCACAAUUGUGGCUGCUGUGGAAGAAGGACGUGCAAUUUAUAACAACAUGAAACAGUUCAUCCGAUACCUGAUCUCCUCCAAUGUUGGGGAAGUUGUUUGUAUCUUCUUGACUGCUGCCCUGGGUUUUCCUGAAGCUCUAAUUCCUGUUCAGCUGCUGUGGGUGAACCUUGUGACAGAUGGUCUCCCUGCCACUGCCCUGGGCUUUAACCCUCCUGAUCUCGAUAUCAUGAAUAAACCACCACGCAACCCCAAAGAGCCCCUCAUCAGUGGGUGGCUCUUCUUCCGUUACCUGGCUAUUGGAUGUUACGUUGGUGCUGCCACAGUGGGUGCUGCUGCUUGGUGGUUUAUUGCUGCUGAUGGUGGUCCAAAAGUUUCCUUUUACCAGCUGAGCCAUUUUCUGCAGUGCAAGGAGGACAAUCCAGACUUCUACGGGGUGGACUGCGUGGUGUUUGAGUCCCCGUAUCCGAUGACAAUGGCUCUGUCUGUGCUUGUCACCAUAGAGAUGUGCAAUGCUCUCAACAGCCUGUCAGAAAACCAGUCCCUGAUGAGGAUGCCCCCGUGGGAGAACAUCUGGCUGGUGGGGGCCAUUUGCUUGUCCAUGUCCCUCCACUUCCUUAUCCUUUAUGUGGAACCACUGCCAAUUAUCUUCCAGAUCACACCUCUGAACGUGACGCAGUGGCUGAUGGUGUUGAAAAUCUCCCUCCCUGUCAUUCUGCUGGAUGAAACACUUAAAUAUGUGGCCCGUAACUACCUGGAACCUGCAAUACUGGAGUAAUCGCUUCCUAAACAAUUUUGCAGAAAUGUAAGGUUGUUUUGUUGCGUGCAUGUGUUUUUAGCAACACAUCUACCAAAACUUCUGCAUGUAUCGUGUAAAGAUUCUUUGCUUUCCCUAAAAACAAAACUCAUUGUGUUCUCUGUGGAAGAAAUGUGUGGUACCAUUAGGACUUCAUGAUACAGAUGUACAAACGUGCAAUAUAGCUUACCAAGUCGGAACUCUCUCCAGAGAAGUUGGGUUUCUGUGCUGCAUGGAGAAGAGUUUGGUUAUCCUUGAACAAGAAUUGCGGAGCUGUCAGCCAAUUUCCAUGUUCCUGUAUGUAAAAUGUCAGUUUAUACAAUGUACAAUAUCAGAUAAUGCAUGCCUUGGGUUGUAGACUGAUCUCUCUCUGUAUUGUAUCAUCCAAACAUCCUACUCCAACAGCUUCUGUACAAUGCUCUCCUAUUUAUAAAUCCAUGGAAACGAUUACAGAUGAAUGUUAAACCGUAAGCCUCCACUUCAUAACGUUGGGUUUUAUUAUCAUCUGUGCAAAUCAACCUCUUUUGCACUGUAAUGUAACUUAUUUAAAUCUAAGGCAGUAAGACAGAUGUUGGUGCAAUACAAAAUAUCGUGAUGCAUUUAUCUAAAAAGCAACGACGACGUAGCCAGUUCCCACAGCUGCAUGUGUGACCUUUAGAAGUUGUAAAUAAGAUCACUUGUCUAUUGACAUGCUGACAGUAAGGAGCAUCACACCUAGUUUCAUUUGUAUCAGGUAAAUAAAUUUAUUCUACAAUACGUACUCGGCGUGUUAUUUGAUGCACUUUGUUUCCUGCAGGUCCGUGUGCAGGCACUGCAGCGCGCUCUCAUUUUAAUGCCAGGAUGACACUUGUUAGCACCAACACCAUUGCAAUCUUUCCUCCUAGAACUAUGCAGAUGCAGCUGCUCCUCGGCAGUAUUGACCUCCUCGCUGGUGUGAUUUCCUCUGUCCAGGGGCUUGUGUGUGUGUUUAAGGGACACUGUCAAGUACUUUGAUCACUCAGUUUUUUUAAAAUGCUCCAUUGUUUGUAAAAUCCCUCUGAGAAACGUAAAAUAAACAAUUCUUUCCCAACAAAAUCUUUUUUUUUUUUUUUUUUUGUCCUUUUCUAUUUUUCUAAAUUGCCCCAGCCUAAAGUAGCUCCUGGUGUCUUCCCUUUCCUUAGGGAAAAGGAAGAUGAGCCAAAUGUGUUUGCUGCAAACCACACCACGAGCCUCCUGGUGGGUGUGCUUGGCAGUUUGGGCUGUUCUGCCACGAGCACACAAGGCUGCUGCUGGGCAAGGCUAAAGCCCUCCCUGGGUAAAAGCUGGAAUUUCCAAGUGUCCUGUAAUGCUCUUCUCCAAAGCCCAAACACCAGAUUUUGUUUGGAGUAAGACACAACUUAGGAAUGUGUUUUACAUUAAGUGUAAUGCCUCUUAGCCUCCGGCCCCUGCUAGCAGCACCCUGCUGGCAAACACCAUUAUCCAAACGAGGUGAUGCGUCUGAGACCCUUCAAACGCACCAAUGUGAGGUUUAAAAAUACGAGGGUUGAAUUCCGUGGUCCGGCAGCUCUGUAGGAUGGUGGAGGGUGCGUUAAUGCAUCAGGCUGAGCUGCGGGUGCCUGCUUCCUACUAUGGUAGUGCUGUGCUGAGCUCUGCUGCUCGCCCCGGCGCUGUCAGAGCCCGGCUCCGCACUCCUUUAUCUCCCCUGCAGCUCUUCCCGCAGCCGGAUUUAGAGCCGGGCCUUGGCACACGCGGCCGGCGCUGUCAGCACCGCCCCUGCCGCUGCAGGGCUCCCUCCGCUUCCCACGGACGCCGGAGCUCGGGACUGCCCAGGGCAGGUGGGGGAACCGCCCCACGAGCAGCUCUUGCCUUUCACAGCCUCAGCCCGGCUGGGGAAACGGAGCUUUUCUCAGAGCUCCCCAUCACUGCUGUACCGAUGCACCCGAGUGCUGCUCUCCUGCUCCUUCUGCAGCGGUGGCAGAAGGAAAGCUCAGCAGUGAUGGGAAGUCCUUAUCCAGCACCCAGCUCGUGCUGCUGUCACAGCGAGGUGCACUCCUCGGCAAACUCACACCUCACUUUUAAACAUUUCUUUACAUGAUGAUCUGCAAGUUUAAGCAGAAUGAG
This is a messenger RNA of Cinclus cinclus, 5432 nucleotides long. RefSeq names its product ATPase sarcoplasmic/endoplasmic reticulum Ca2+ transporting 2 (gene ATP2A2). NCBI's taxonomy places the organism in Eukaryota, Metazoa, Chordata, Aves, Passeriformes, Cinclidae. Gene Ontology annotation, molecular function: P-type calcium transporter activity; ATP hydrolysis activity; ATP binding. The transcript has 21 exons. The record is from RefSeq and is a predicted model, not a curated record. The coding region runs from base 321 to 3314 and encodes 997 amino acids. Gene Ontology annotation, cellular component: membrane. Gene Ontology annotation, biological process: calcium ion transmembrane transport; intracellular calcium ion homeostasis.